This is a messenger RNA of Rotaria sp. Silwood2, 2682 nucleotides long. The record is from the annotation of a GenBank genome assembly. Lineage: Eukaryota; Metazoa; Rotifera; Eurotatoria; Philodinida; Philodinidae.
AUGAAACAUGAUGAUUCAUCCAAAAGUAAGCUGGUUGAAUUCUGUCAAGCACAAUAUGCAGACAGUGUUCUUCAAUUGGGUUUAAUCGAUGAAUUCGAACAAGAGUACAAUAAUGCUUUAGCCAUUGAAUGGUAUACAAAAGAAUCUUUUCUUUAUGCAAUGUUAAAUCGAGCUUUGAGAAAUCAAGAUAUUGAAACAAUCAUGAAAAUGGGAUUCUUUCUACAGGAUCUUCAUCAACGAAUUGCAGAGAUGCAUACUCAACAAUCCGAAACUCGUGAUAAUAAUAAAUUCAUUGUUUACCGAGGACAAGGCAUGACACCUGAGGAAAUCGAAAAGAUACAAACGAGUCAGGGUGGUCUUCUCUCUUUCAAUAGUUUCUUAUCAACAACUCUCGAUGAAAAAGUUUCACUUCACUUUGCAGAAAAAGCAUACACAAAUCCACAUGUCAUCGCGGUUUUAUUUCAUAUGGAAAUUAAUCCAAAGAUCUCAUCGCUUCCAUUUGCUUUCAUCGACAAACAGAGUACAUAUAAAUAUGAGAGUGAAAUUCUUUUUUCUAUGCAUACCGUUUUUCGAAUUAUGGGUUCUCAAAAACUUAAGGAACGAUUUUGGCAAGUCAAUUUAGCUCUGACAAGUGACAAUGAUGAACAACUCAAAAAUCUUACCGAUUACAUGAGAAAAGAGCUUGGGGAAGGUACUUCACUGAACAAACUUGGCCAUCUAAUGCUUAAAAUGGGCGAAUUCAAUCAAGCUGAAGAAAUAUAUGCACCACAACUUGAUUCAACAGAUGAAAAGAAUUGGCGAAAACAUGCUCAUCUCAAUAAUCAACUUGGAUAUAUCUACAGCCAGAAAGGUGAUUAUAAAGCUGCACUUUCAUGCUAUGAAAAGACACUCAAAACAGAACUGGAUUUUCUUCCUCCUGACGAUUCUUCGCUUGGCGUGACCUACAAUAAUAUAGCAUCAGUACAGAAUUCAAUGGGAAACUAUUCAUUGGCGCUUUCGUCUUAUAAAAAAGCACUCGAAAUAGAAGAGAAAUCUCUCCCUCCUGAUCAUCCUACACUAGCUACAACUUGCAGCAAUAUCGGUUUAGCACAUAAAACACUGGCAGACUUUGUGAGUGCACUUUCAUUUUAUCAAAGGGCACUAGAAAUUCGGCAGACAACACUCCCACCUAAUCAUCCAGAUUUUGGAACUAUAUAUAGUAAUAUUGGCGGACUGCAUCAAGAUAUGGGAGACUAUUCAACUGCUCUCAAAUUUUAUCAACAGGCACUUGAUGUCCGAGAAAAAUAUCUCCCUCCAAAGCAUCCAGAUUUAGCUUCAAGCUACGCUAAUUUUGGUUCUAUUCACAGUUCAAUGGGUGACAAACCGAAAGCACUCGAAUAUUAUGAAAAGGCGCGUGAAAUUCGAGAAUUAUCUCUUCCUACUAAUCAUCCGGACAAAGCUAACAGCUACAAUUGCAUCGGCUCAGUAUACCACUCAAUAGAAGAUUAUUCCAAUGCACUUUCAUGUUUUGAAAAAGCACUCGAAAUUCAAAAGAAAGCUUUUCCAGAGAAUCAUCCAGCAUUUGCUAACACCUAUAAUAACUUUGGUUCGGUCUAUAGUUCGAUGGAAGACAAGUCAACUGCCCUAUCAUACUAUCAAAAAGCACUCGAAAUUCGAGAAUUGUCACUCCCUCCAAACCAUCCCGAUAUAUCUACUAGUUACAAUAACCUUGGUACUAUAUACAGCUCUAUGGGAAACAAACAAAAAGCGUUAUCGUCUUAUGAAAAAUCACUCGAAAUCAAACGAACUUGCCUUUCUGAAAACCACCCGUCGCUUGUUACUACAUACAAUAAUAUUGGUUUAGUUUAUCAAUCCAUGAGUGAUUACUCUACUGCGCUUUCUUUUUAUCAAAAAGCAAAUGAAAUUUGUGAAAAAAAUCCUCAACUCAGUCAGUCUGAUGAAGCAGCUACGACUUAUAACAAAAUUGGAUCAGCGCGUCAUUCAAUGAAAGAGUAUUCUACUGCACUUUCGUUUUUCGAAAAAGCACUUGAAAUACAAAGUAAAUCCCUUAAUCCUAAGAAUCGUAACUUGGGUAUAACGUACAGCAACAUCGGUUUAACUUAUCAUGAGAUUAAUGAUUAUCAAAAAGCACUUUCGUAUUACGAAAAGGCGCUUGAAAUCGAACAAAAAUCACUUCCUGACGAUCAUCACGAUUUGGCUAUUUCAUACAGUAAUAUUGGAUUAGUAUACUGUUCGUUGAAAGACUACACAAAAGCACUUUCAUCUUAUGAAAAAGCACUUGUUAUUCGAAAGAAAAAAACGUCUUCUGAUGAUUCAACAAUUGCUUCAACUUAUAGCAACAUAGCUUCAGUGUAUCAUGAGCUGAAUGAUUGUUUGAAUGCCGUCGAGUUUUAUAAGAAAGCAAUCGAAAUUCUGGAAAAGUCUUCGUCUGUAGAUGAGCUCGAAUUAGCAACCAAUUAUAAUAACAUUGCUGUCGCUUAUAGUUCAAUGGAUGAUGAAUCAAACGCUCUUCUAUUUUAUCAAAAGGCGCUCGCAAUUCGACAAAGGAAGCUUCCAACCGAUGAUCCAUCUUUGGCGACAAUCUAUACCAGUAUUGCAUCUCUACAUUAUUCGAUGAAAGAUUACUUAAAUGCAAUCGCGUUUUAUAAAAAAACAAUCGAAAUUCGCGAAAAAUCNAGUUGA